AUGAACCAAGGCACACGCAUCGAACUCAAGGUUAAUGGACAAGAUGGAAAUGCAGUUUUUGUAUUUAUUGAUAGAAGCUCUCGACUGAAAAAACUCAUGGAUGCAUACUGUGAUCAUUUCUCCAUGGAUAUCAACUCAACUGCUUUUAUGUUUAAUGAGCACCGCAUACAGGAAGAGCUAUCUCCGGAUGAGAUGCAAAUGGAGGAUGGGGAUGAAAUUGAUGCAAUCUUUUGUGAUCAGAGUGGAUACAUUGUCCUCAAGGUCAAAGGCCAGGUUGGAUUUGAAACUUUAUUUAAGAUGAAAAGAAGCCGUCCAUUGGAAAAGCUUAUGGACGCGUACUGCUGUCGAUAUUGUUUUGAUUUCCACGAAAUUGCUUUUCUCUUCAAUGGGCGUCUGGUCGAGUGGGACCAAACGCCAUAUGAGCUUGGAAUGAAGGAUGGAGAUGAAAUGCUUGCCAUGCUUCAGCUUAGACGUGUUUAG
Messenger RNA from Vicia villosa (hairy vetch), 480 nucleotides. Its product is annotated as small ubiquitin-related modifier 2-like. The record is from RefSeq and is a predicted model, not a curated record. The transcript is spliced from 4 exons. Gene Ontology annotation, molecular function: ubiquitin-like protein ligase binding; protein tag activity. Gene Ontology annotation, cellular component: nucleus. The coding region runs from base 1 to 480 and encodes 159 amino acids. Gene Ontology annotation, biological process: protein sumoylation. Lineage: Eukaryota; Viridiplantae; Streptophyta; Magnoliopsida; Fabales; Fabaceae.